UAUGUCCUUUUUCCCUUUGUCCCACCUAUCUCUCACAUUUUAUCCACCCCCACCCCUAUUAAUAUCCCCAACUUCUUACAAAUAAAAACCCACUAAAUUAAUUCUCCAACAUACAUAAUACUCACAUGACACUAAAAGCCACAAUGUCAAAGAAAAUGAAAAUCCUCCCUUCCAUUUUCAAGAGCAACCAACCAUGGCAAUGGCCCUCCCCAUGCCACCACCCCAAAACCCUCUCCUUCCGCCUCCCCGAUGACGCCUCCGCGCCCUCGGCUGCCAGGCUGUCGGAGCGGCUGUUCUUCGAGCCAGAGGAGACGAGCUCCAUCGUGAGACGACGACAGGCUUCGUCCCCGUUCAAGGGCAGCGUGGCGAUGGCGCUCGAGUCGGACGACCCGUACGUCGAUUUUAAGAGGUCGAUGGAGGAGAUGGUGGAGAGCCGGGGAUUGUUCGAUGAUUGGGAUUGUUUGGAGGAGCUGCUGUCGUGGUAUUUGAGGAUGAAUCGGAAGAUGAAUCAUGGGUUCAUUGUUGGUGCGUUUGUGGAUUUGUUAGUGGCUUUUGCAGCAAAGACGAAGACACAGACGUGUGAUGCAGUACUGUCAGGUGAGACAAGUACUGUGUACUCGUCUGCGUCUUCGUCUUUCUCUUCUCUCUCUCCUCAUGACCACCAGUUGUAGUGGUAGUGAGGAGAGAAGGAUCUUGUUUUAUUUGCAUGGUUUCAUGUGUGGUCGAUUGAUCGAUGCCUUUUUUGUAUAGUGUAUUUUGAAUGUAUUAUGAAAUCUUAUCUCUUUUUCUUUC
Molecule: messenger RNA, 792 nt
Organism: Salvia splendens (bonfire salvia)
Lineage: Eukaryota; Viridiplantae; Streptophyta; Magnoliopsida; Lamiales; Lamiaceae
Product: transcription repressor OFP15
Exons: 1
Coding region: 126-671 (181 amino acids)
Biological process (GO): negative regulation of DNA-templated transcription
Source: RefSeq, a predicted model, not a curated record